GUUUUCCAUUUCUCUGAAUUCUCAGCUCCAGUCACCAGAGCACCACCGCAAUUUUGUCAAUUUUCUUCCUUCCUCCUCCGUUGCCGGUGAAGUGGGCUUCAGGCUAGGCGAAAGAGAGCUAGGGUUUCGCGAUUCCUUUUGAUUCCUGAAAGUGAUUUGCGUUAUAUCUUCUCCACAAGAAAAAAAAAAAAAAAGGACAAUGGCGGGAGGUUCGAGCGGUUUCGUUGCUCAACUCAGUUUUACCGGUCUCUCGCGAAGUCUUCAAUCUUCAUAGCCAAAGCCAAAGCAAAGGCUGAGCAUCGUGUUAUUUCAGUUCCUUACCAGUCUGUACAGAUGGAUCAUAAUGAUGUUGACAUAGAUGCUAUCAGUAACUCUGACAGUAUGCAAGAUAUAUUAGUUGAUGUCAAAGCUGAAAACGGUGUUAAGCAUAAGCGAAAGCUUACACCAACAGUGUGGUCCGCGAAUGCUCCAUUGACAGAGCAACAACAAGCAGCAAUAGCAGCACUUUUUCAUGCAUUUGCUGAGCGACCAUUUCCUGUCAAGUUGUCCCAGGAGAACGUAAGCGGACAGGAUAAUGGUUUGUCUGUUUCCACAAAGCACAGUGCUGUGGAAGACUCGGGGGCCAUUGAAGAUGUCAUGGUCAAUACAAAUCAGUUUUACAAAUGGUUUAUGGAUCUUGAAGCUGCCAUGAAAUCGGAAACUGAAGAGAAGUAUCAGCACUACUUAACCACGUUAACAGAUAAGAUACAGACAUGUGAUAGUAUACUUCAUCAGGUGGACGAGACCCUGGAUUUAUUUAACGAACUACAGCUUCAGCAUCAAGCAGUGGCUACAAAGACAAAAACUCUUCAUGAUGCAUGUGAUCGGCUGUUAAUAGAGAAACAAAGAUUGAUUGAGUUUGCAGAAGCACUUCGUAGUAAGCUCAACUACUUUGAUGAAUUGGAGAAUGUUGCCACCAAUUUCUAUUCUUCCAAUAUGAAUGUUGCAAAUGGAAAUUUUCUCCCUCUGCUCAAAAGGCUUGAUGAGUGUAUAUCGUAUGUUGAAAACAAUCCACAGUAUGCAGAAUCAAAUGUUUACUUGGUCAAAUUUCGUCAACUUCAGUCUCGAGCCCUGGGUAUGAUUCGUUCUCAUGUACUAUCUAUUCUGAAAAAUACUUCAUCUCAGGUCCAGGCAGCAAUCCGGAGCAGUAGUGGCAGCAUGUCAGCUGUUUCAGAGGGUGUAGAGACAUCUGUCAUUUAUGUCCGCUUCAAAGCUGCAGCAAGUGAGCUUAAGCCAGUGUUAGAGGAAAUUGAAAGCAGGUCACCCAGGAAAGAAUAUGUCCAAAUUCUUGCAGAAUGCCACAAACUAUACUGUGAACAGAGGCUAUCCUUGGUUAAAGGAAUAGUGCAACAACGGAUAUCGGAAUUUUCCAAGAAGGAGAAAUUGCCAUCAUUGACUAGAUCUGGAUGUGCAUACCUAAUGCAGGUAUGUCAACUUGAGCAUCAACUCUUUGAUCAUUUUUUCCCAUCAUCUUCAGAAGAUAUUUCAAGUUUGGCUCCCUUAGUAGAUCCUCUGUGUACAUAUUUGUAUGAUACAUUACGCCCAAAACUUAUUCAUGAAGCAAAUCUUGAUGUACUGUGUGAACUUGUUGAUAUUCUUAAAGUUGAAGUCCUUGGAGAACAGCUCAACAGACGAAGUGAACCACUUGCUGGAUUACAUCCUACAUUAGACAGAAUUCUAGCAGAUGUUCAUGAGAGACUAACUUUUCGAGCUCGCACGCAUAUUCGUGAUGAAAUUGCAAAUUAUACGCCUUUUGAUGAAGAUUUGGACUACCCUGCAAAGCUCAAGCAAUCUUCUGAGACUAAAUCAGAAAUCACUUCUGCUAGUGAAGACCCAGAUGUUUCUCAAAGUUGGUACCCACCUCUGGAGAAAACUCUAUCGUGCCUGUCCAAGUUGUAUCGCUGUUUAGAACCAGAAGUUUUCACUGGUUUAGCCCAGGAAGCUGUAGAAGUUUGUUCCACAUCCAUCCAAAAAGCAAGUAAAGUGAUCGCAAAAAGAUCAUCACCCAUGGAUGGUCAGCUUUUCCUCAUAAAGCAUCUCCUCAUUCUAAGGGAGCAGAUUGCUCCAUUUGACAUAGAAUUUGCAGUUACUCAUAAGGAACUUGAUUUCUCACAUUUGCUGGAUCACCUGAGACGGAUUCUUAGGGGUCAGGCCUCGCUGUUUGAUUGGUCAAGAUCAACUUCAUUGGCAAGGACUUUAUCUCCACGAAUUUUGGAAAGUCAAAUAGAUGCAAAGAAGGAACUGGAGAAGAGUCUCAAGGCAACCUGUGAAGAGUUCAUAAUGUCAGUCACAAAACUGAUUGUGGAUCCUAUGCUUUCCUUUGUUACCAAGGUAACAGCUGUGAAAGUUGCAUUGUCCUCUGGCAGUCCAAAUCAAAAGCUAGAGUCAGUUAUGGCGAAGCCACUCAAGGAUCAAGCAUUUGCAACACCAGAUAAAGUUUCUGAACUUGUUCAGAAGGUCGGUGUUGCUAUUCAUCAAGAGUUGCCCACAGUAAUGGAAAAACUAAAGCUUUACUUGCAGAACCCUUCAACGCGUGCAAUACUUUUCAAACCUAUAAAGACUAACAUUGUGGAAGCCCAUAUCCAAGUACAAUCCCUCCUAAAAUCGGAGUAUUCUCCUGAAGAGAUACAGAGCAUUAACAUGGUCUCCAUACAGGAUCUGCAAGUGCAACUCGACAACCUCCUGUAGGAUGCUUCCGAAGUCCUUAGAAGAUGGUUGUGUGCAUGUUUAUGUUCUUAAUGGCAUUCUUUGUUUUGAAUGGAAGAAUCUUUGAGGCUACUUGAAAUAAUUGAAGCCCCAAAAGAACUGUGGCCAGAAAUCGCCCCGGGUACAUACGACACAGAAAAACAGGAAAAUCGUGGAUUGAAUUUUAUUGAUGAAUGCUGAGGAGACGAAUAGUGGAGCAGCCUUCGAUUUCCCCAUAAAGGAAAAUGGAGAUAGUAAUACAAAGCUGGUUUUGAUUAUCGAAUGGUAAUAUUUUUUUUUUUCUCCUUUUUAGUAUUUUUGGGUUAUAGUCUUUCUUGUUGAAGACCAUGAGAAGAAUUAGCCAGAAGAGGCAAAAGGCUUGUAUCGACUUUUGUACAUUGUUACCAGCAUGGUACGGGCAAUUUUGUUUUUGGAUGCAA
Molecule: messenger RNA, 3164 nt
Organism: Diospyros lotus (date-plum)
Lineage: Eukaryota; Viridiplantae; Streptophyta; Magnoliopsida; Ericales; Ebenaceae
Product: conserved oligomeric Golgi complex subunit 3
Exons: 28
Coding region: 334-2727 (797 amino acids)
Biological process (GO): intra-Golgi vesicle-mediated transport; Golgi organization; intracellular protein transport
Cellular component (GO): COG complex; cis-Golgi network; membrane
Source: RefSeq, a predicted model, not a curated record